AACCCUUGGUCGUGCAGAAACGCUCAGGGUUGCAACAGAAACACCCGCCGCCUUUUUCUUUGCAUAUUUAUAAACGCAUCGUAUCCCAUUUCUAUUCUUACCAAGGAUCGAGUUAUUUUUGAGGCCAGUUGCAUGCAUUGUUCGUCUCCAAAAAUGGUUUGCGAGACAAAAAUUGUUGCGGAUGAACACGAUGCCAUACAAGGGACAAAAAAAGAUUCUAUCAUCCUUUCCUCCUCGCAAAUGUGGACUUCUUCCACACCGGCACCGAAUCCUCUCGAGGAAAAUGAUGUGAGGAAAGAUACGGUUUUGAUCCGCGAGUUUGAGCGCACGGACCAUGUGGAAGUGCGCCGCAUCUUUUAUGAGGGGAUAAUGGAGAGAAUACCCAACACCGCGUUCAGAGGCAUAUUACAGCAAAGUCAAACCCAAUUCGUAUAUGCUCUUCUGACACUGAUGUGCUUUGUUGUGACCAAAUCCCUCGCGCUGACCUGCUGCGCGCCGUUCCUUCUCAUGGGCGCGCGCUACUUCUACAGCCACAAAGUCAUCCACAGCUAUCUGGCCUGCGCGCUCCACACUGACAUGGCAGACAUCGAGGAGUAUUACAUGAAACCUACAGGCUCAUGUUUCUGGGUGGCAGUGCUGGAAGGUCAGGUGGUUGGCAUCGUGGCGGCGCAGGGCCGGGAGGACGACAACACGGUGGAGCUACGCCGCAUGUCGGUGGACUCGCGCUUCCGCGGCAAGGGCAUUGCCAAGUUACUGGGGCGUCGUGUGCUAGAGUUCGCCAUGCAUAACAACUACGCCGCCGUCGUCCUGGGAACCACCGCCGUCAAGAUGGCUGCCCACAAGCUGUAUGAGUCACUGGGCUUCCGGCGGACCGGCGGUAGCGAGGAUUACAUGCUGCCCGGAAUGAGCCGCUCGCCGCAAGAGAGGCUCUUCUUCCAGAUCCGUUACCAACGCUACCGUCUGCAGCUCCGUGAGGAGUGAGGGAUGAGAGAGAGGGAGAGAGGGUUGGAGAGAGAUGGAGAGAGAAAGGGGGAGAGAGCAACGACACCACCUCCUUGAGGCAGAGCCCCUCGCCCAACGAGCCUCGACCAAGUCCUUCUCCUCUGACAACUUUAUUUAUUUUAUAUUAUUAGAGUUACUUCUUCUUACUACUACUGUUUCUAUUCAUUCAUCUUAAGUCACUAACUUUUGAUUGGUUUUAGUUUAUUUUUAUUUAUUCUUUACAUUUUGAAUUUUGUGCCCCCCCCCCCCCCCCCGAGUACAUUUAUUGAAUUUUUUUACCCUGUCCUGUUGUAAAAAUAAAAAAAAUCCCUAACAUAUAUCACCAUCCCAUGCCUUUUCAAAUGACAUCAUCAACUGAGUGUUCCCUUUGCUUUUGAUACCAUGUGAUUGUUCCUUACCGUAUUCAUUACCUCUACCAGCCCUCCAACAUCUACCCCCUCCUGCUCAAUACGUGGCAUUUCUAUCUCAAACGCACCCUGUCUCUCAUUAGCCCACUUAAGCCCUCUCCAUUGUCACAACAACGUGUGUACCCAAAAAGACCUAGACAAAAAGACUAAGUAGGUUGGCAUUUGUCCAGCCACUUCAGCACAGCCCAUAUACCAGCAGCCCUGUGGAGAGACAAGAGGAACAAAUCAAAUCAAAUGUUAUUGGUUGCUUACACAUAUUUGAUGGAUGUUAACACAGGUGCAGAGAAAUGCUUGUGUUUCUAGUUGCAACAGUGCAGUAAUAUCUAACAAUACAAAACAAUACACACAAAUCCCCCCAAAUAAAAAGAAAGGAAUUAAGAAAUAUCAGGAUGAGCAAUGUCAGAGUCUGGAAUAUAAAUAUAUAUAUAUGUAUAUGAUGGUGUGUAUAGACAGUAUAUGAAUAGAAAAGGUGUGUACAGCAGUAGUUAUAUAGGAUGAUGAGAACACAGGAUAUACAUAUGAAGGGGGUAUGUAUAUAGGGCAGCAGUCUCUAAGGUGCAGGGUAGAGUACCAGCUGGUAGCCGGCUAGUAAUAAUGACUAAAGUUCAGGGCAGGGUAAUGGGCAGAGGCCGGCUACUGGUGACUAUUUAAGUCUGAUGGCCUGGAGAUAGAAGCUGUUCCUCAGUCUCUCCUUAUCCCAGCUUCAAUGCACCUGUACUGUCUCCGCCUUCUAGAUGGUAGCGGGGUGAACAGGCCGUGGCUCUGGUGGAUUCGGGUGGCAGGACAUGUACUGUGCAGUCGGGUGGCAGGACAUGUACUGUGCAGUCGGGUGGCAGGGUAUGUACUGUGCAGUCGGGUGGCAGGACAUGUACUGUGCAGUCGGGUGGCAGGACAUGUACUGUGGAUUCGGGUGGCAGGACAUGUACUGUGGAUUCGGGUGGCAGGACAUGUACUGUGCAGUCGGGUGGCAGGACAUGUACUGUGCAGUCGCGUGGCAGGACAUGUACUGUGCAGUCGGGUGGCAGGACAUGUACUGUGCAGUCAGGUGGCAGGACAUGUACUGUGCAGUCGGGUGGCAGGACAUGUACUGUGCAGUCGCGUGGCAGGACAUGUACUGUGCAGUCGGGUGGCAGGACAUGUACUGUGCAGUCAGGUGGCAGGACAUGUACUGUGCAGUCGGGUGGCAGGACAUGUACUGUGGAAUCAGGUGGCAGGACAUGUACUGUGGAAUCAGGUGGCAGGACAUGUACUGUGGAAUCAGGUGGCAGGACAUGUACUGUGGAAUCAGGUGGCAGGACAUGUACUGUGCAGUCGGGUGGCAGAAAACAAGCACACACAGGCUGCAUCUCCUAUUCCCUAUAUAUUGUACUGCGUUUGACCUAUCCUAUCACUCCUCCUCCCUCUAUCUCCUCCCCCCUUCCACUAUCUCCUCCUCCCUCUAUCUCUUCCUCCAUAUUUGGUCAUGUUCUUAUCCCCUCAUUCAACACAGUAUCAGAAUGGAUUCUAUAGAAUGACAAUGGUUCCUAAUUCUAUGAUUCCAUUCUACCUGCAUGGGAACUAUGGAGAUGGUCUCUAAUUGGUUGGGAAAACAAGAGGGUAGUUCAGGCUAGGGAUCCCCAUGCAGUGUGAAUAUUUAAGUGUCAAUAUUGAACAUAUUACUCAUUUAAUCAUGGGAUUUUCUAAUGAGUAAAUUAUUUAAUCUAAUUAAACUUUGAGCGUUAUUGAUUCAUAUGUGUACUUAUCAAUUGUUUACUAAUUGAAUCAAGAUAAAUUCUAAAAUUUUUAAUAAGUUUGGAAUUUGAUUAAGGAUAAAUUCAAGAUUUUUAUAAUCACAUACAUUUGAUGGAAGCAUUGCUACAUAGUAGUAUGCACAUUUUAUGGAUACAGCUACAAUUACAAAGUAAUCGCAAUCUAGUAUAUAUUCAAACCAGGUCAUUGGAGAAAACUACUUGGGUAGGCCUAAUACAUUAUUUGCAAUAUUUGCGGACUUAAAGUAUAUGUAGUCGACCUAACAAAAUGCAUCUGAGCACAAAUUUAUCCAUUUGAAUUUAAAUACAAUACUAUAUCCAAUUUACAGGUAUAUUUAUAUCCUUCUGUGUAUGUGUUAAUGUGUACACAGUUGGAAUACUAUACAGUAUGUAGCUGACAAACCCAAAAGGCAACCCCCUCUCUCCCCGUCAUAACGAUAACCACUCUCAUCUCCAUCCUCCUAUCACAGACAGAACCAGCAGAGGGAGAGAUACAACUUCUAUGAGCCCAAGAACUUGUGUCAUACUUGUACAAAGAUAAAGAAAUUAAAUGUGAAAAAAAAAAAAAAAUAACAUAGACCAAAAAGAUAUUGCGCUGAUCCCCAUAGCCUUGACUUCUGACCCUCCCCCACUCCCCAUAGCCUUGACUUCUGACCCUCCCCCACUCCCCAUAGCCUUGACUUCUGACCCUCCCCCACUCCCCAUAGCCUUGACUUCUGACCCUCCCCCACUCCCCAUAGCCUUGACUUCUGACCCUCCCCCACUCCCCAUAGCCUUGACUUCUGACCCUCCCCCACUCCCCAUAGCCUUGACUUCUGACCCUCCCCCACUCCCCAUAGCCUUGACUUCUGACCCUCCCCCACUCCCCAUAGCCUUGACUUCUGACCCUCCCCCACUCCCCAUAGCCUUGACUUCUGACCCUCCCCCACUCCCCAUAGCCUUGACUUCUGACCCUCCCCCACUCCCCAUAGCCUUGACUUCUGACCCUCCCCCACUCCCCAUAGCCUUGACUUCUGACCCUACCCCCACUCCCCAUAGCCUUGACUUCUGACCCUCCCCCACUCCCCAUAGCCUUGACUUCUGACCCUCCCCCACUCCCCAUAGCCUUGACUUCUGACCCUCCCCCACUCCCCAUAGCCUUGACUUCUGACCCUCCCCCACUCCCCAUAGCCUUGACUUCUGACCCUCCCCCACUCCCCAUAGCCUUGACUUCUGACCCUCACCCACUCCCCAUAGCCUUGACUUCUGACCCUCACCCACUCCCCAUAGCCAUGACUUCUGACCCUCCCCCACUCCCCAUAGCCUUGACUUCUGACCCUCCCCCACUCCCCAUAGCCUUGACUUCUGACCCUCCCCCACUCCCCAUAGCCUUGACUUCUGACCCUCCCCCACUCCCCAUAGCCUUGACUUCUGACCCUCCCCCACUCCCCAUAGCCUUGACUUCUGACCCUCCCCCACUCCCCAUAGCCUUGACUUCUGACCCUCCCCCACUCCCCAUAGCCUUGACUUCUGACCCUCCCCCACUCACCAUAGCCUUGACUUCUGACCCUCCCCCACUCCCCAUAGCCUUGACUUCUGACCCUCCCCCACUCCCCAUAGCCUUGACUUCUGACCCUCCCCCACUCCCCAUAGCCUUGACUUCUGACCCUCCCCCACUCCCCAUAGCCUUGACUUCUGACCCUCCCCCACUCCCCAUAGCCUUGACUUCUGACCCUCCCCCACUCCCCAUAGCCUUGACUUCUGACCCUCCCCCACUCCCCAUAGCCUUGACUUCUGACCCUCCCCCACUCCCCAUAGCCUUGACUUCUGACCCUCCCCCACUCCCCAUAGCCUUGACUUCUGACCCUCCCCCACUCCCCAUAGCCUUGACUUCUGACCCUCCCCCACUCCCCAUAGCCUUGACUUCUGACCCUCCCCCACUCCCCAUAGCCUUGACUUCUGACCCUCCCCCACUCCCCAUAGCCUUGACUUCUGACCCUCCCCCACUCCCCAUAGCCUUGACUUCUGACCCUCCCCCACUCCCCCUAGUCUUGACUUCUACCCCCCCCCACUCCUCCUAGUCUUGACUUCUACCCACUCCCCAUAGCCUUGACUUCUACCCCCCACUCCCCCUAUCCUUGACUUCUGACCCCCCACUUCCCCUAGCCUUGACCUCUACCCACCACUCACCUUAGCCUUGACUUCUUCUUCCCCACUCCCCCUAGUCUUGACUUCUACCCCCCCACUCCCCCUAGUCUUGACUUCUACCCACCCCCCCGAUUCUUGACUUCUAUCCCCCCACUCCCCCUAGUCUUGACUUCUACCCCCCCCCCACUCCCCCUAAUCUUGACUUCUACCCCCCCCCCACUCCCCCUAGUCUUGACUUCUACCCCCCCCCACUCCCCCUAGUCUUGACUUCUACCCACUCCUCUUAGUCUUGACUUCUACCCCCCCACUCCCCCUAGUCUAGACUUCUACCCCCCCACUCCCCUUAGUCUUGACUUCUACCCCCCCCCCCCCACUCCCCCUAGUCUUGACUUCUACCCCCCACUCCCCCUAUCCUUGACUUCUGACCCCCCACUUCCCCUAGCCUUGACCUCUACCCACCACUCACCUUAGCCUUGACUUCUUCUUCCCCACUCCCCCUAGUCUUGACUUCUACCCCCCCACUCCCCCUAGUCUUGACUUCUACCCCCCCACUCCCCCUAGUCUUGACUUCUACCCACCCCCCCGAUUCUUGACUUCUAUCCCCCCACUCCCCCUAGUCUUGACUUCUACCCCCCCCCACUCCCCCUAGUCUUGACUUCUACCCACUCCUCUUAGUCUUGACUUCUACCCCCCCACUCCCCCUAGUCUUCACUUCUACCCCCCCACUCCCCUUAGUCUUGACUUCUACCCCCCACUCCCCCUAGUCUUCACUUCUACCCCCCCCCACUCCCCCUAGUCUUGACUUCUAUCCCCCCCACUCCCCCUAGUCUUCACUUCUACCCCCCCACUCCCCUUAGUCUUGACUUCUACCCCCCACUCCCCCUAGUCUUCACUUCUACCCCCCACUCCCCCUAGCCUUGAAUUCUAUCCCCCACUCCCCCUUUCCGACUUCUGACCCCCCAUACAUAAAUCUGACUGCAACCCUGGGCCAGACCCCCUCCUAACCUUUAACCCACACCCACCAUCUUUGCAUGAGCCACAGUCUUGCUGCACUGCUUUUAUUCUAUUUAAACUUGUAAACCCCCCCAAGAGUCAUCAAAGCAGUCAUCAAAGCAGUGUGGUGCAGCUAUGGAGGAGGAUGCAUGGGUGUGUGUGUUGAGUGUCUGGAGGUAGGGUGGGGUUGGGCGAAGAGGUGCAUUAUAUCCACUCACCACAGCACUGCCUCGAUGACAUCAAGCCUGCCAACCGUAGAAUGCAAAAGCAAUGCCAGUGUGGCAUGCCUCUGUUCCUGGUGUGUGCGUAUAUACGUACAGUGCCUGUCCUGGAAAAAUAAUAGCAAAACAGAAUUAACAAAAGAAAAUACAGAAAAUAAGCUUCUUUUUUUAGCUGAACAUUUUAACAAAAUUGUGUUUCUUUGCUUGAGAAUUGUUUAUUUUAUUUUGCAUGCAAUGUGUCUUGAAAAUGACUUCGAUACAUUCUGCCACAUGGCAAGCAGUGGAAAUAAUAAUUGUUUCUAUGUUUUAUUACGUUGAUAUUAUCAGUUGAUUCUCUGUGUUUUUAUCAAGGGAGUGGGGAUAUAAUGUAGCGAGAAGUCUAUGGAGAUGUGGAAAGUGGAAUAGUUUUGUCCUUGUUUCUUUUGGACAAAUGUCAAAAUAUUAGUGAGUGUGUAAGAUCAUGGGAUGCGUUCCAAAAAGCACCCUAUCCCUUUACAGUGCACCACUUUUUUUGACCAAGCCCCCAUAGCUCUUGGGAAGUACCUCAUGUUGAUAUAUCAGAUGUCGGGUCAAACGACUGGCUGUCUACUGUAUUUUCAGAGAACGUCUCGCUGUUCUGACACCCCCUCUCCUUUGUUCAACCAUCUGAAUUGAGAUGUUCACUUUAAGUGCCCUCCACAAGUCAGUAUUGAAGUUCAAAAUGCCUUUCUCUUUCUCCAAAUUGCCACAGUUUGAGUGCUUCCCAAAUGAUACAAUUCCUUACAUCCUGCACUUUUGUGGACUAGGGCCCAUGGGGCAAUAGAGAGAAAAGGGUGCCAUUUGGGAUGCACAUUAUGAUCAACAUUUUUAUCGAUCCUCCCCCUCCUCCGUCUGAACAAUUCCAAACAGACCUGGGUGAAGAAGUUUGACAUGGAUCCACGAGAAUGUACAAGCCAGAGGCAGAUGUUAAAUGGUGAGGCUAUAAGCGUGCACCUAGUGAGUGUACACUACUAAAUGUACACUACAAAGUGUACACCACGUCGUGUAAUAAGUGGACGAAUGUGAAGUCUUGUCAAAGUGAACCAUGACCGCUGCUGUCGCCGUCUCAAUAACAAUAUCCCUCUCGCUAGGCAUUGUGGGAGAUGCAUAGCCUAGGCUGCUAUUUGUGUUCUGAAUAAAUAACGGAAUAUUAUACCAAGCCUACGCAAAGGCCUUAUAUACUGUAAUCAUUACAUGCUGAUGUUCAAAAACCACCACAGAAAACUAUAUGGCUUGUUUGAGAGGAACAGACAAACUACACUGAUGUCACUAUAAUGCAUUUUACUGUACUCCGUUAUUUUCAACUCUGUUUAUAUGGCGAAUGCUAUGGUAUGCCCUGUUUGGUCUGGUCUUACUACCCUGUGAUACCGGCAACGUAUACACAGUAUUAGAAUGUAGAAGAAAAACUGUAUGCAACCACCACUAGAGUGUGAUUAUGUAACUUAAUACUAUUCCAUUCCACUGAAGCUCUGCUGAUGUACAAUCCCCCAAAAAAAUCAUGUUCAUUUUUUCCCCUUUUGGUACUGAGAAAAGGGGAAAAUAUUGUUUGUGUUGACUUGGGACAACAGGAGAAUGUUAAUGUAUUUUUUUGAUCUGCAAUAGAUGGUUUAAUUCAUGCAUGCUGCAUCAGAACUAAAAGCCUAUUUUUUGGAGAGCACCUUUAUCAAGGGUUUUCCAAUCCAAAAACGAUGGUCCCCUUACUGAACUUAGACGUCAAGACAUCUACAGAAGGUAGCCGGUAGAUUGUCUCAUAAAAGUCUUCAUUCGUAGCCUAUCUGACCUGGAAAAAAAUGGUAUGUGACAAAAAUCCCUCAUCCUGUCCCCCAGAUGUCAAGUUGAACAUGCACAAUCGCAGAAGUAAAGAUAUCAAAACCGCACAAGUAGUAUUCCUGUGAGUAUAGGUGUUCCUCCAUUGGCGAGUGCAGAUUUCAAAGGCCUUGGGAGUUAAUAGCAGGAAUGAAUGUAUAUGGGUACCGUUACUAAGGGUCUUUGGUGGGAAAUUUUUAUUUUAUUUUUUGUCUUUUUUGUUUUCUUGAAGGGAGAAGAAAUUGAGACAAAAAUGCGAUAAAUCUGCAAAUGGUUUACCCUAACGCUAAGAGCUACAUUUGACGUUUUAGAGUGACUGUGUACAUAGCUAUAUCUAUUACUGUUGUUUUGAUUUACAGUGUAUAUCUAUCAUUUUUGUUAAUUUCAUCGAUGCUAAAAUAAUGGACUUUGGAACUGUCUGUCUGAGAAGAUGGCCGUCUUUGGGAUGUUCCACCAAACGAGGAGGGGGAGGGGUGAGGGAGAAACACGCCACUGUGGCAGUUUACCCGGAAAGGGGGGGGGGGGGUCUACAGAACUCCACAAAAUGGACUCUCCCUCUCUCUACUCCUCUGGUGAACCUAUCACUCUGCUGUGGCUAACAGGACGAUGAAUUCUCCACUGUGGCCACAGGUGCCAAGAACGCAGAAGCAUUGAAGAAUUGUAGCACAAUUGUGUCUUUUUUCUUUCUUUCUUUUUGAUGACCAGUAUGGAUUUUUCUCCUCCUACCCAAUAUAUAUAUCGCUUUUGCUCAUACACCGUAUGUGUCAUAAGCAUAUAUACAAGACAACAUCAUAUAAAGAAAUGUAUAGCUAUGACCUGCGGCAACGUUUUGGAAAGUUGCAAUUUGCCAAAGGUGAAAGUCUUGCUGCAUUCUUUCGUCAAACUGCUAUUUUGUGUUCAACAAGUGUCAACAAAAGCGUGUAUUUAUCAGUAUCAUUUUGGAAAUCCUGCCCACGUGCCAUCUAAUUAAGCAAUAAAAAAAACUAACAAUGAGACAACGAGACACAAUCGUAUAAAGGAUUUUAUUAACUUUAAUUAAUGCUUCAUUGGUGUUAUAUCCCAUAGUGAGUCGGGCGCGGUAACGCUAUCACUGUUGGCAUGGCAACACAUCACCACUGAAAUGUAGAGGCCUGAAUAUGAGGUGUGAUUGUACAAUGAUUCUUUGAGUAUUUUUCUUUAUAAGAGGUGUCCCAUAAAAAAAUGUUGUGUUUUUUUACUUGAAGAUUCUACUGGUGUACCACUUGCAUAGUUUGUACAGACAGUUUGUACAGGAGAAAAGGACAGUCCCUCCCAGCAGACAAGAGAAAGAUGGCAGGGUUUCUGAAAGUGUAGUAUCAUGGAAACUCAAUUUACUGCAUUGCAACUACAGUGAUUCGUCAAUGCUACUGAAAAUAAAACAAUCCACUAGCCUACAUCACGGUUUUAACCGCAGGCAAAAACCAUACAGGUUCACAACUUGAAAAAAAGCUUGUACGAUUUCCUUGAAAGAGAUUCAUUUUAUUAUCAAUGAUUUAAUAAAGUUGUAAAGUGUAUUUUACUGUAAAUAGUAUCCACAGAGGAUAUUAUAUGAUCCUUUUGUAACAGAAAAACAAUGGAAAUACCUUAAUAUAACAUAUUUUACAAAGUUUGUAGAAUCACACAAAAUCUGACUAAAGCUGAGAUGGAUUUAUAUAGAUGAUCUCUCCAACUCUAUUCUCUCACUAAUCUCAGAAAACCAGAGACCGUUUGUUCAUUUUGAACUGCUUUCAGAGACCACUGCCAUCUUUGCCAAGUCAGUAGUCACAGAGAAAGUCUACUGUUGUCCUGCUCUGCUGGAGAGGGAGUAGCCUGUUAGUGGCUGGAGAGAACCCAACACUACAGCACAGUCAGUGGUUGCAUCCAUUUUUUUCCCUCCACUUUAUUCCCUAUGUAGAGCACUACUUUUGCCAAGGGCUCGUAAGGCCUCUGGUCAAAAGUAGUGCACUAAAUAGGGAAUAGGGUGCCAUUUCAGAUGCAGCGAGUGUGUUAGCUACCGCUAGCAGUGUUGCAGCGGCAAUGGAUUCUCUCCGCUUUCGGAUCCCUAGAUGUCAUGGCCGUCUGUUGCUAGGAUACCAACCCACACAAAGCACUGCAGGGGAAUGAUAUGCAGCCACACUGAGGGAGUGAGGAGGCAGGCAGGUCAGGUCAGCUGGCUGGGCUGUCCCAAAGGGAGAGGAGGGUGGGGGUGAGUGAGUGAGUGUAUGGCAAGGCUGAGGCUAUGGUAAAGGGGGUUGAGGGGACCUUGUAUAAUGAUGUCUUGGUGCAUAUAUGAGGCCACUGGGGAGAAGGGGGGCUUGGGAAAAUAAGGUGAAGAGUGAGGGGGGAAAGAGAGGGUUAUUAUAGAGGAGAUAUGUCAGGGGGAGUUUGCACAGACAGUUGAGGGUCUGAGAAUGAAGAGCAAACGAGAAGGGGCUAGCGGAACCCAUGGGUAAAGUGGAGAGAUGGGAUCAAUGGGUUCAAGGCCUUAGCGAGAGGUCAGCCAAACAGAAAGGAGAAGGGGCUAGCGGAACCCAUGGGUAAAGUGGAGAGAUGGGAUCAAUGGGUUCAAGGCCUUAGCGAGAGGUCAGCCAAACAGAAAGGAGAAGGGGCUAGCGGAACCCAUGGGUAAAGUGGAGAGAUGGGAUCAAUGGGUUCAAGGCCUUAGCGAGAGGUCAGCCAAACAGAAAGGAGAAGGGGCUAGCGGAACCCAUGGGUAAAGUGGAGAGAUGGGAUCAAUGGGUUCAAGGCCUUAGCGAGAGGUCAGACAAACAGAAAGGAGAAGGGGCUAGCGGAACCCAUGGGUAAAGUGGAGAGAUGGGAUCAAUGGGUUCAAGGCCUUAGCGAGAGGUCAGCCAAACAGAAAGGAGAAGGGGCUAGCGGAACCCAUGGGUAAAGUGGAGAGAUGGGAUCAAUGGGUUCAAGGCCUUAGCGAGAGGUCAGCCAAACAGAAAGGAGAAGGGGCUAGCGGAACCCAUGGGUAAAGUGGAGAGAUGGGAUCAAUGGGUUCAAGGCCUUAGCGAGAGGUCAGCCAAACAGAAAGGAGAAGGGGCUAGCGGAACCCAUGGGUAAAGUGGAGAGAUGGGAUCAAUGGGUUCAAGGCCUUAGCAAGAGGUCAGCCAAACAGAAACGAGAAGAGGCUAGCGGAACCCAUGGGUAAAGUGGAGAGAUGGGAUCAAUGGGUUCAAGGCCUUAGCGAGAGGUCAGCCAAACAGAAAGGAAGUGAAAAGGAUUUUCUCCUGUUUUGAAUGUAGUUAAGGCGUGGCCAGCUGAGUCUCGACCGGGCACCGACCUCACCUGAAUACAGUCUGACUGCAGUGACCACCUGCUUCUACUUUUCUAGGCUCGUAUUCAAAAAGCGUCUGGGAGUAGGCGUGCUGAUAUAGGAUUAGUUGGACCUUUUAGAUCAUAAUGAAUAACAUUAUAUGGACCCGGGGGGAGGACAUUAUCUUAGAUCAAGACUCCUACUCUGAGACGCUUAGUGAAUACGGACGAUGGGGUCUGUUCGAUUAUCCUUUCUGUUCCACCUCCUGACGAUGUUCCUUUCUUUGGACUGCUGUAUUAUCACUACUGAUUUACACUUUCUUUGUUUUUACUGAUCCAUGUAAAGCUGUAAAGAUAAGGAUUUCCUGCAUUGUGAAAGAGAAAUGGAUGUACAUAUUGUAUGGAUUAAAACAGCGAUGCAUAAAGCUUUUA
Molecule: messenger RNA, 12012 nt
Organism: Oncorhynchus kisutch (coho salmon)
Lineage: Eukaryota; Metazoa; Chordata; Actinopteri; Salmoniformes; Salmonidae
Product: N-acetylaspartate synthetase-like
Exons: 3
Coding region: 133-981 (282 amino acids)
Cellular component (GO): mitochondrial membrane
Molecular function (GO): L-aspartate N-acetyltransferase activity
Source: RefSeq, a predicted model, not a curated record